AUGGUUCAAAGUCUAAAUUUCAACGCUAUUUUUGGUAUCUUUAGUGUAUUUAAGAAGCCACAAUUAGCCGUUCCACAUAUUAUAAUCGAUGAUAUUCGUGACAUAAAAUUCGACUUAUUAAAAAGAAAAGGCAUAAAAGCACUGGCUUUUGAUAAAGAUAAUACUCUUACAACUCCAUAUGCAAGUGAAAUAUAUCCACCAUUUAAGAAUGCAUGGCAAGAAUGUAAAAAGCAAUUUGGAAGUGAAAACAUUAUUAUUAUAUCAAAUUCUGCUGGAACAGCUGAUGAUUCAGACUUUCAACAGGCCAAGAAGAUAGAAGAUAAUCUGGAUGUGCCAGUGUUAAGACAUAAAUCGAAGAAACCAGGUGGUGGGUCAGAACUUAUUUCCCACUUUGCUCGUUAUCCCCCUGAAACGAUUGUAGUAAUUGGGGACCGUUUACUGACUGAUAUUGUAUUUGGCAAUUUGAAUGGGAUGGCUACUAUAUUUACAAAACGAAUAAUUACAGACAGAGGUGAUAAUAAGAUUGCUAGUAUUGUACGACAAAUGGAAUAUCAAUUGUUAUCCUUACUUCAAACUUGUGGUAUUAAACCUCCACGGCAUCCUUUAUUAUCAGAUUAG
Molecule: messenger RNA, 618 nt
Organism: Cetraspora pellucida
Lineage: Eukaryota; Fungi; Glomeromycota; Glomeromycetes; Diversisporales; Gigasporaceae
Source: the annotation of a GenBank genome assembly